Molecule: messenger RNA, 1140 nt
Organism: Contarinia nasturtii (swede midge)
Lineage: Eukaryota; Metazoa; Arthropoda; Insecta; Diptera; Cecidomyiidae
Product: F-box protein SKP2A-like
Exons: 4
Coding region: 282-1112 (276 amino acids)
Biological process (GO): SCF-dependent proteasomal ubiquitin-dependent protein catabolic process
Cellular component (GO): SCF ubiquitin ligase complex
Source: RefSeq, a predicted model, not a curated record
UCCAUUGUUUUUCAUGUUAAUUGCCUUGCGGGUGAAUGAUAUAAACAUUUAUUUUUAAACAAUAAAAUUGACGAAUCGAUUUACUGAAAUGUUCAGUAAAGAAAUUGUGAAAUGUUUUAAAAACGUAUAAAUACAUUGAUGUGAUUUCGUUGUUGUUGAUAAAUAUUUGGCUACGGUACAAGUGAAAUUGUAGAUUUUUAUUCAGAUUUGUUUGCGUUCUGUGUGUGUCAAAAUGUAUUUUUUGUAUAAUUGACCGAAGUUUUGUUAAUUUCAAUUUAACAAUGAUGCCAAAAACACCGUUUGAUUUUGGAUACAAAAUAGCCAUUAAGUCCAAUGAAUGCAAGCUGCUGAUGCGAAAACAUUCGCUUCCAACAUUAUAUCGACUAUGUAUACGUGUCAUUGCGCGUAAUGUUGAACAGAGCAAUCAAGAUAACUGGGACCUAUCACAAUUACCAUCGACAAUUAAAAUUGAUCUACUACAAUUGAAUAUGAAAUUGUCGAUUGGAUUUUCAAAUGAAAACAUAUUUAUUCAAUUAUUGACACCAAAUGUCACGCAAUUAGUGUUUCGAUCAUCGAUCGUUACGGAUUCGAUGUUAGAUUGUAUCGGUGAACGUUGUAAAUAUUUACAAGAAUUGCGUAUUUUUGACAGUAAAGACAAUGGCAAACAGUUGGAAAUGUCAACCGAUGGCCUAAACAAAUGUAUUAAGAGAUUGAAGUGUGUUAAAGCACUGCAAAUUGCCGGAUCGGAUAAAGUAACUGACAAAACGGUCGAGAUGAUUAGCCAAAGUUGCCGAAAUCUCGAAAGUUUAUGGUUAAACGACUGCAAAAAUGUGACCGAUGACAGUAGCGAUUAUUUUAAAUCAAUGCAAUUGAACGAUUUAAAUUUGGCAAAUACCGGGGUCACAGACAAAUGGUUAUCGGAACUCGCUAACAGCACUUUGAUGGAAAGUUUACGGGAUAUUUGUCUGAAGAAUUGUAAAUUGUCACAAGAUGGACUUCGAAAUCUAAACUGGAAUCGAUUAGAAAACGUAAACAUUAUCGGUGUAUCGAUUCGAGAUUUAUCGUUCAUACCAACAACGGCUAGCUACAAAACGUUAAAUUGGUCCGUAUGAAUCGACAUUAAAUUAUAAAAAAAAAACG